Pedinophyceae sp. YPF-701 is the source of this 786-nucleotide messenger RNA. The record is from the annotation of a GenBank genome assembly. NCBI's taxonomy places the organism in Eukaryota, Viridiplantae, Chlorophyta, Pedinophyceae.
AUGCUCCCCAAGAUUCCCUGCCUGCAGGCCUACGUCGACAGCCGGGGCAUCACCGCCCUGGCGAACCCUUCGUCCGGCGCGACGUCGACCUCCUGGGACCCCGCGGCCGUCAUCUCCACCUGGCGCGACGCGCUGUUGCAGGGCAAGGACAACGUUGAGUGGGGCAACAACGUGUUCCCCGGCCAGUCCAGCACGCUUCUCAAGUCGACGCUCGUCGCCGCCGAGACCGACCUCGACCAGCGCCUCCUCGAUGCUGCGCCGGCCUGCGGGGCCGCCUGCCAGGCCGCCCAGCGCCAGGCCCUGCAGUCGCUGUUCCAGGCCACCAACGGCCCCAGCUGGGCGAACGCCGAGAUGUCUGCGACAUGGGCGUCGGAGCUGCACCACUGCUGCUGGCCGGGCGUCGUGUGCUGCCACGCGGACAACACGAUGCCGCUGUUCCGGACCGACUCCUCCCUGCGCCCUGUCAGUCUGACCGACUCAAGCGAGCGCGCGCUGGCAUGCAUCCAGCGGGGGGGGGUCGCGGCCGUGGACCUGUCGCGCAGCACAAUCCCUGACACCGCACCGGGCAUGUCCGGCAGCGGGCGCGCGGGGGGGCAGCUAUCGGACGGCUGGUUCGAGGCCGUGAGGGGCAGCCUGGAGUAUUUCGACGCAUCGGGGCUGGGGCUGGAAGGGGCGGUCCCGCGGGACGUGCUGGAGGCGGUGCUCCUGCGGAGCCUGCACCUGGAGGACAACGCCUUCGUCGGGGCGCUGCCGGGUCAAGCCCCUGACGCAGGGAGAGGCUGGUGA